AACAAACCCUACCCCCAAAAUCCGCACCGCCUUUCUUUUCUCUUGACCUUCCUCUCUUCCUUCUUCUACAUUCCGCCACCGCCGCCCGGUGUUGUAUCCGCUUCUUCUGCCGGUGGUCGCCGCCGCCGUCGUUUCAAUCUUUUUGGCUGAGCGGAGCGGACUCUGUUCAUCACUUUUUCCAGACCAGAGAAAAAAAAUAAUAGCGAAAAAUAAAAAGUGAUUUGUGGCAGUGGAAGGACCUAGGAGUAGUGUUGUAGGUUUUGUUGGUUGGGUUUUUGAACAGUAAAUGCAUAGUAAGCCCUGUGAAAAAUCCGUAAACAAACACGAGGUUGUAACUUAUAAGGCUGCUAAUUGAAUCGGCUGAUUAUUUGGUCGAAUUUGUGGCGAUGGAAAUUGAAUUGGGGAAGCUUCCAUUUGACCUUGAUUUUCAUCCUUCAAGUAAUCUCGUUGCUUCUGGUUUGAUCUCCGGUGACCUACUUUUGCAUCGGUAUGUGGCGGAAUCGACGCCGCAAAGGGUUAUGGAAGUGAAUGCUCAUACUGAAUCAUGCAGAGCUGUCCGUUUUGUCAAUGAAGGGCGUGCAUUAGUCACCGGUUCUCCAGAUUGUUCCAUUCUUGCCACAGACGUUGAAACAGGUGCAGCUGUUGCGCGGCUUGAGAAUGCUCAUGGUGCUGCUGUGAAUCGAAUCGUUAACCUGACGGAAUCAACCAUUGCUUCGGGAGAUGAUGAAGGUUGCAUUAAGGUAUGGGAUACCCGGCAACAAUCUUGCUGCAACACUUUUCAGGUUCAUGAAGAAUACAUUUCAGAUAUCACAUUUGCCUCAGAUUCGAUGAAAUUGAUUGGAACAAGCGGGGAUGGCACUCUAUCAGUUUGCAAUUUAAGAAGCAACAAGGUUCAAACCCGUUCAGAAUUCUCCGAGGAUGAACUACUUUCUGUUGUGAUUAUGAAGAAUGGUAGAAAAGUUAUAUGCGGAACUCAAACCGGAACUCUUUUGUUGUACUCGUGGGGAUUUUUUAAGGAUUGCAGCGACCGAUUUGUUGAUCUCUCUCCUAGUUCCGUUGAUGCCCUGCUGAAGCUUGAUGAAGAUAGAGUAAUCACGGGCUCUGAAAAUGGAAUUAUCAGCUUGGUCGGCAUACUGCCCAACAGAAUUAUUCAGCCAAUCGCUGAACAUUCUGAAUAUCCAGUGGAACGUCUUGCUUUUUCUCAUGACAGAAAAUACCUUGGUAGCAUUUCACAUGAUAAUACAUUAAAGUUAUGGGAUCUGGAUGGCUUGCUGGAAUCCGGAUCUAAUGUGCAAAACCAUUCGACUAUGUCAGACACUGAUAGUGAUGGGAUGGAUGUUGAUAAUAGUACCUCAAAAUCAUGUAAAGGUACAAAAAGGAAAAGUGCUAGCAAAGGGUCAAAUUCAAGCAAUGUAAACAAUUUCUUUGCGGAGUUGUAGUCGUACCUACCAUAC
Molecule: messenger RNA, 1454 nt
Organism: Andrographis paniculata
Lineage: Eukaryota; Viridiplantae; Streptophyta; Magnoliopsida; Lamiales; Acanthaceae
Product: WD repeat-containing protein 55
Exons: 16
Coding region: 387-1439 (350 amino acids)
Molecular function (GO): protein binding
Source: RefSeq, a predicted model, not a curated record